Molecule: messenger RNA, 1386 nt
Organism: Eutrema salsugineum
Lineage: Eukaryota; Viridiplantae; Streptophyta; Magnoliopsida; Brassicales; Brassicaceae
Exons: 2
Coding region: 305-1261 (318 amino acids)
Source: RefSeq, a predicted model, not a curated record
GUAAUCUCUUUCUCACCAUUCUCUCUAUUCUCUCUUCAUUCAUCCGAGUUCAUCACUAAUCUCUCAACACAAUCUCUUAAUCUCUUAAUCAUCUCUUAUCCGCUGCUAAUCUAUAUAUUCUCUCAUGGUAUCAGAGCCAGGUUCUUGAAUCUGGUGGCUUAUUUCUCUUGUUUUCUCUCUAAUCUCAUCUCCAAAACCGCUUGUUCUUUGUUCUAAACCCAGAAAACGUCCGUACAAACCCUGUUCUUGUGAAAGACUCAAACUUUCUCUUCUUUCUCUGUUAAUCUGUGUUGCUACGGUUGCUAUGGAGGGAAACAAAGCUCAGGCUCUACCGAUUGUUCUCAAAGGAGCAGACAACUAUCUGCUUUGGGCAAGAACAGCUAAGGCUGUGUUGUGUGGAAGGAAGCUAUGGCAUCAUGUUGAAGAUGCAAAGAGUGGCGAAUCUAAAGAAGGAGGAAAGAAGCCGGCUGUGACUGAUUCUGAUGAGUGGUAUCAGGAAGACCAGGCGGUUCUAGCUAUUCUCCAUGGUGCUUUGGAUAUCCCUGUGUUGGAAUCUUACUCCUAUUGUGAGAGUGCAAAGGAGCUGUGGGAUACUUUGAAGAAUGUGUUUGGAAACACAUGUAAUCUCACCAGAGUUUUUGAGGUUAAGAAGGCAAUAAACAGCUUCCACCAAGGAGAUCUGGACUUUAACACCUUCUUUGGUAGAUUCAGAUCUCUUUGGGCAGAGCUUGAGAUGCUGAGGCCAGCCACUGUUGAUGCUGAGACUCUGAAUGAAAGAAGAGAGCAAGAUAAGGUCUUUGCUCUUCUCAUGGUCUUGAACCCAACUUACAAUGAUCUGGUGAAGCACAUGCUCAGAUCCAAGACUCUACCAAGCCUGGAGGAAGUUUGCUCUCAGAUCCAGAAGGAACAAGGCUCUUUGGGUCUCUUUGGUAACAAAGGAAGUGACUUGGUGAUGGCUAACAAGAGUGAAGCUGUAGCGGCCAACAAGGGUUCUUAUGGUGGUGAGGAGUGUGAAGUGUGGGUAUGUGAGCACUGUAAAAAGAAGGGUCACUUGAAGAACAAGUGCUGGAUUUUGUACCCACAUCUCAAGCAAAGCCGCAAGGACCAGAGGAAGCCUAGGGCGAAUGAAGCUCAUGCUCAUGAGGAGGCUGGCCUCUCAGACCGUGAGAAGGAAGGUGUUGCUAUGAGGGCCUCAGCUGAAUAUGUGAAGAAAUCAGACCUGGAUGCUCUCAUUAAGGCUCUUAAAGAGUCUGGAUAUUGAGUCAAGUAAGCUUCUCGGACAAGGAAUAACAAAGGAUGGUCUUUAUGUUCUUGAAAAUACUGAGCCAUCCUCUUUAUCUAAUGCUUUUGUCUUUAGUUCUGCUGUUGAGAAUAAUGCUUUGUGGC